CCGCCCAGAGGCCCAGGGUCCGUGAGCCGAGGCGAGGCUGCAGGACACAGGGUCACCAUGGGGACAACUGCUCUGGGUCUCCUCUGGGCAGUGCUCCUGCUCCCUCUCUUGGUGUUUGGGGUCCCCACUGAGGAGCCCACCUCUGGGGAAGCUGUGGCCUCCAACACCCCCGGGGGCUGCCGACGAUGCUGUGACUCCGAGGACCCUCUGACCCUUGCUGAUGCUGCAGAUGCGUCCUCGGCCUCUCCGUCUGUCCUCCCAUAUGUCCUGCCUGAAGUCAGGCCCUACAUUAACAUCACCAUCCUGAAGGGUGACAAAGGGGACCGAGGCCCACUGGGCACACCAGGGAAGCUGGGCAAGGAGGGUCCCCGGGGGGACCGUGGCCUGCAGGGCACCAAGGGCGCCAAGGGGCAGGCGGGCAGCCCUGGCAGCCCGUGCCAGACACGCUACUCAGCCUUCUCGGUGGGCCGCAAGACGGCCCUGCACAGCAGCGAGGGCUUCCAGCCACUGCUCUUCGACACGGUCUUCGUGAACCCAGAUGGCCACUUCGACAUGGCUGCGGGCUGCUUUGUGGCACCCCUGCACGGCCUCUACUUCUUCAGCCUCAAUGUGCACAGCUGGAACUUCAAGGAGACCUACGUGCAUGUCGUGCACAACGAGGAGGCGGCUGUCAUCCUGUACGCGCAGCCCAGCGACCGCAGCAUCAUGCAGAGCCAGAGCGUGAUGCUGGCCCUGGUGCCAGGCGACCGUGUCUGGGUGCGGCUCUUCAAGCGCGAGCGUGAGAACGCCGUCUACAGCGACGACGUCGACACCUACAUCACCUUCAGCGGCCACCUCAUCAAGCCCGAGGACGACUGAGUGCCUCCUGCGUCACCUCCCAGCUGGGCGGCUCAGGUGCUGGGUGGCCGUGGGCAGGUCCCAUCCCCUGCAGGGCUCUAUGCACCUCUGUAGAGGGGGGCGGCCAGGUGGUUCCCGAGGACCUGGCAUUCUGGGGAGGCUGCCUCUUCUUUCCUUACUGGCAUCAUCCCUCCCAGUCUGUUUCUGUCCCUCUCUCUUCUCCUGGACAUAUUUUAAGAAAAUUUCUGAUCUAAAUAUUCUAAAACUUUCCCAGCCUUGUAGCCCAGCACUUCACAAACUUGAAUAUGCAUAUGAAUCACCUGGGGAUCUUGUUAAGAUACAGAUUCUGAUUCAGCAGGCUGGAGUGGGCCCAGGAUUCUGUAUUUCUAACAAGUUCCUGGGUGAUGCCGGUGCUACUGGUCUGUGGACCACACUUGAGUAAUCAGGUUCUAGAGCUUUCACAUUCUAGUACUUUCUGAACAUUCUGGAAUCCUCCGAAUUCUGGAAUUCUCCCAACAUCACUCUAGGAGCAGUCCCUUCUCUGUUCUCUUUGCCCCUUCCUCCUCCUUUCUCCGUCUCCUCUUCACCACCCCCACCCCACAGCCACUGUUCAUUUAUUCAUUCAUCAAACACUGAGCACUCAUGCUGUGCCAGGCCCUGGGAAAGGUGAGGUGAGUCAGACAGGCCCUGCCCCUGCUCUUGGUGAGCGCCCAGUCCAGCCCUGGGGGGGCUGAUGGGUUCCAGAAGAUUUUAAACCAGACCCAGCAAAAUGCACAGGGCUCUCACCCUGGGGGUUCAGGCACGGUGCAUCUCUUGUUACCUACUGCUCCCCAAGGCUGGUGGCACAGGGUAGUGCAGUAUCCAUUCUUCCUCCUCCUGCCCAUUGCCCAUCAUUAAAGCAAACCCAGAGGGGCCUUGGCAAGGACAAGGGUCCUGUCAGGGGAGGGCCCAGGAGUUUGGGAGCAUUUUCAGGUGAAGGGGGCCUCUGGGGAGUGGAAACCAGACUCCUAGCUCCCCACAUGGCUGGUGCGGUAGCAUGUGAGGACUCCUACCCUCCUCACUGGGAUCACUUCCCUGUCCCCUCAGGCUCUGCCAGGGCCUUGCUCAGCCCCUCCUGCCAAAGGCUUCUGAGCCUCAGUUUCCCCAGGACUUCUCACUACUAUCAGACACUGAUGUCUGUACCCAGGUGCUUUCGGCCUUCCUCAGCCCCUCUCGCCAGCCCAGUGCCCCCGACUCCAGGCUUUAUCAAGGUGCUAAGGUCCCAGUGGGCAGCUCCUGCUGGCAGACCCCUCCUCCAGCCUGGUGCUGCCGUUACAAACACCAGCGGGUGACGGGCCGGGAUGGAAGGCACCAGGCUUUGGAGCCCUCAGCAGGUCUAGGGAACUGAAGCAGGCAACAUUUCAGGUCAGGCAGGGGGACUCUUCUGAGCCAUGCUGCCAAGGAGGCACUGGGAGAGGCCAGGGCAAAGGAAGGGACGUCAGGCCUUCUGUCUCUUCUCCCUCUCCCAGGGUGGGGCAGCCUGGUGGUCCCCUAGCCUUCUUCUCCCCCACCCCAGGUGGCCUGACCUUCUCCUCAGUGGGGGGGGUCUCGCCCAUUUGUGCUCAUGCAGUUUCUGGGGCAGAGGAGGCCUUGGGUGGUGGUCUCUGGUGCUCACAGUCAAGGGAGCCAUUGCUAUGUGGCCAGGUGAUGGGAGCAGGGCUUGACCAGGUGCCAUGAAGGCCGGUGCUAUAAAACCACCCCAGCCCUACUGUGCCCCUGCCCUGCUUGCCCAUUGUGAUUAAAGGAUUCUGUGUCCUCUUG
This is a messenger RNA of Galeopterus variegatus (Sunda flying lemur), 2637 nucleotides long. It is a transcript of the gene C1QTNF6, whose product is annotated as C1q and tumor necrosis factor related protein 6. The transcript has 3 exons. The record is from RefSeq and is a predicted model, not a curated record. Gene Ontology annotation, molecular function: protein binding. The coding region runs from base 58 to 858 and encodes 266 amino acids. NCBI's taxonomy places the organism in Eukaryota, Metazoa, Chordata, Mammalia, Dermoptera, Cynocephalidae.